UAAAAACAUCUAAGCCACUGGUGUGAUCAGUGUUUGUGUUUUUUUUUAUACAUAAACUCCAAAGCCCUGGUUCCUCGGGGUCCACCACAUUCACAGACACACCACCUUGAACUGAGGCCACCUGUGUGACAAAUGUCGAUAUUCGGCCAAAACUAUAACAUGAAUAACUACAGAGAAAUAUUGGUUAUUUAAAAAAAAAUGCACCUGCUGCAGUUUGCAAGAGAAGUCCUCUAAAAUGUAUUUUACACCAAGACAGAGACCCCACACAUGCAGUAAAGGUUAAGCUAAACAGGGACAGCAUGAAAACAACCAUAUGAAUGUCCUAGAGUGGUCAGGGUCCAGCCUUCAAUCUGGAACCAAUCCAUAAUUUAUGGCCAAAGUUUAAAAAGAAAAUGCUGUUCAGUCAGUCUCCAUGCAACCUGACAGAGCUGAGGCAGUUUUACUAAAAAUUGGAAAAAAAUUUCCAGGUGUGCAAAGUGAUGCAGCCAGUUACUUCGUGUAUUAAAAUUAAUUUAGAUCAGUUUGAAUAUAUUUGUAUUUGUGAGAUUUCACUUGUGUAUUUUUGUGCUGAUAAAUGUGAAAAAAGUACAUCCACUGUGAUUCAGUGUUGUAACAGAAUAAAAUGUGCAAAACUAUAAACUGGGUGGAAGAUGACGGGAGUUGAAUACUUUUAAUAGGCACUGAGUGCGUGUGUGUGUGUGCAUCUAAAUGUGUUUGGACAACUAUGUGUGCCUCGUUGUCUGCCAAGCGGGGAGUUAAUCUGUGCACCCUUGCAACUGCUAUUACUUUCCAUUACAGGCAGGCUGAGUUAGAGGUGAGAGGCUACUUGUGCUCCACACAGUAAAGCAGGGUAGCAGGGAUUUUUCACUCAAGGCCUCUUUCUCUCAGGCAGCUUCAGCUCCAGGACCAUAGCACAAAUGGCCACCAUCAGCCACACCACGAUGGGAGAGGGUCGGGCAAUUGCUGUGCUAACCUCGGGAGGCGAUGCCCAGGGUAUGAAUGCAGCUGUAAGGGCCACAGUUCGAGUUGGACUUUACACAGGAGCCAAGGUGUAUUUUGUCUAUGAGGGUUACCAGGGUCUGGUGGAUGGAGGUGACAAUAUCCGCCCUGCUACUUGGGAGAGUGUGUCAAUGAUGCUGCAGCUGGGUGGUACUGUGAUUGGUAGUGCUCGCUGCCAGGAUUUCCGCACCAAGGAGGGACGCACCAAGGCUGCCUUAAACUUAGUCAAGCUGGGCAUCACCAACCUGUGUGUGAUUGGAGGCGAUGGCAGUCUGACCGGUGCUAACCAGUUCAGAACAGAGUGGAGUGAGCUGCUGGUAGAACUGGUUAAAACUGGUAAGAUUACAGCCAAUGAGGCCAAGUGUUCCUCUCACCUCAAUAUCGUUGGCAUGGUGGGCUCCAUUGACAAUGACUUCUGUGGCACUGACAUGACCAUUGGCACAGACUCUGCCCUGCAUCGCAUCAUAGAGAUAGUGGAUGCCAUCACCACCACAGCACAGAGUCACCAGAGGACUUUCAUCCUGGAGGUAAUGGGCAGGCACUGUGGUUACCUGGCUUUAGUGACAGCUCUGGCCUGUGGUGCUGACUGGGUGUUCAUCCCAGAGAUGCCCCCAGAAGAUGGAUGGGAGGAGCAUCUGUGCAGAAGACUGACAGAGCAAAGAGGUCGUGGCUCCCGUCUGAAUAUUAUCAUUGUUGCAGAGGGAGCGAUGGACCGCACUGGUAAACCUAUCACCUGUGACAAUGUCAAACAGCUGAUAUCAAAGAAACUAGGCUUCGACACUCGCACCACCAUCUUGGGCCAUGUACAGAGAGGUGGAACUCCCUCCGCCUUUGACAGGAUCCUGGCGAGCAGGAUGGGUGUAGAGGCUGUGAUGGCUCUGCUGGAGGCCACACCAGAAACACCUGCUUGUGUGGUCAGCUUGUCUGGUAAUUUGGCCGUUAGGCUGCCUCUCAUGGAGUGUGUCCAAGUGACUAAAGAUGUCACCACAGCCAUGGCCGAAGGGAGGUUUGACGAUGCUGUGAAGCUCAGGGGAAAGAGCUUUGAGAACAACUGGAACACUUACAAAAUGCUGGCUCAUGUGCGCCCCCCAGAUACAAAGAGUAAUAUCAACAUUGCCAUAAUUAAUGUGGGAGCUCCGUGUGCUGGGAUGAAUGCUGCCGUCCGUUCAGCUGUCAGGAUCGGGCUUCUCCAGGGCCACCAGAUGUUGGCAGUGCAUGACGGUUUCGACGGCUUGGCUCAUGGACUGAUUGAGCCCAUUGGUUGGUCUGGAGUGGCAGGCUGGACUGGAAAAGGGGGCUCCAUACUGGGAACUAAGAGAUCCCUGCCACAUGAGUUCAUGGAGGAGAUCAGUCUGACCAUCACUAAGUUCAACAUUCAUGCUCUAGUCAUUAUCGGAGGUUUUGAGGCAUUUGUUGGAGGGCUGGAGAUAGUGCAAGCUAGAGAGAAGUACGAGGAACUUUGCAUUCCCCUUGUUGUUAUUCCUGCUACUGUCUCCAACAAUGUUCCUGGAUCUGACUUCAGUGUUGGCGCUGACACUGCCCUCAACACCAUAACCAUGACGUGCGACAGGAUCAAACAAUCUGCCGCUGGCACCAAGAGGAGAGUGUUUAUUGUUGAGACUAUGGGAGGAUACUGCGGCUACCUGGCAACCAUGGCCGGCUUGGCAUCUGGAGCUGAUGCUGCCUACAUCUAUGAGGAGCAUUUCAACAUUCACGACCUUGAGGUGAAUGUGGAACAUCUGGUGGAGAAGAUGAAGACCACAGUGAAGAGAGGACUGAUUCUGAGAAAUGAGAAAAGCAAUGCAAACUAUACCACAGAUUUUAUCUUCAACCUGUACUCAGAGGAGGGCAAGGGUGUGUUUGACUGCAGGAAGAAUGUACUUGGACAUAUGCAACAGGGCGGAACACCCACUCCUUUUGACAGGAAUUUUGGCACAAAGAUGGGCAUCAAGUCUGUCCUUUGGUUGACUGACAAGCUGAAGGAAUGCUACAGACACGGUCGCAUAUUUGCCAACUCUCCGGAUACAGCCUGUGUGCUGGGCAUGAAGAAGAGAGCUUUGGUCUUCCGGAAUUUGGAAGAACUUAAAGAGGAGACUGACUUUGAUCAUCGUAUUCCAAAGACACAGUGGUGGUUAAGGCUGAGGCCCAUCCUGAAAGUCCUGGCCAAGUACAAUAUCAACUUGGACACCUCCGAAAAGGCUGCGAUGGAACAUGUCAUCAAGAAGAGAGGCUUAGUUCAUAAGUAGCCUUCUAUGUGAUUCUUCUUACCACCAGGAACUGACAUGACUUGAUUGUCUUCUUUUUGAAGCACUUCGUAAACUCUGUCUCUCAAAAGUAAAAUAUAGAUAAAGACAGUAAUCACCAACACAGAAAGCAAGUCUCACAAUACACACUUAACAGUCACACGGGUAUUUGUAUUUGCUAUGUUAGAGCUGUCUCCCAUCAUAGAAGCUCGCUUCCCAUUAAAAUUGUGGUUUGCAUCUGU
Messenger RNA from Seriola dumerili (greater amberjack), 3484 nucleotides. It is a transcript of the gene pfkmb, whose product is annotated as ATP-dependent 6-phosphofructokinase, muscle type-like. Gene Ontology annotation, cellular component: membrane; 6-phosphofructokinase complex; cytoplasm. Gene Ontology annotation, biological process: fructose 1,6-bisphosphate metabolic process; fructose 6-phosphate metabolic process; canonical glycolysis. The record is from RefSeq and is a predicted model, not a curated record. The transcript is spliced from 22 exons. Bases 918 to 3245 code for a protein of 775 amino acids. Gene Ontology annotation, molecular function: ATP binding; monosaccharide binding; identical protein binding. Lineage: Eukaryota; Metazoa; Chordata; Actinopteri; Carangiformes; Carangidae.